Carya illinoinensis is the source of this 2603-nucleotide messenger RNA. RefSeq names its product molybdenum cofactor sulfurase-like. The transcript has a single exon. NCBI's taxonomy places the organism in Eukaryota, Viridiplantae, Streptophyta, Magnoliopsida, Fagales, Juglandaceae. The record is from RefSeq and is a predicted model, not a curated record. The coding region runs from base 233 to 2179 and encodes 648 amino acids.
AAAUGAGCAGGAAGACGCGUUCAUGGUAAACCGUGUAGUCGUGUACGAUAACCUGUCUGAAAUUUACUUCCAAGAAAACUCUUGAUCAUUUAUGCAUCGACCAAUGCACGCACAGAUAGAAAGAGUAUAUUCGGUCAAACCAACAAGAAUGAAAAGAAUCAAACACACGGAGUAAUAACUUAGGGGCGGGGAGAGAGAGAGAGAGAGAGAGAGAGAGAGAGAGAUCGGGAAAAUGCACUCAUCUAGCAUCAGAGAGGCCUGCCUUACUCGCUGCUGUCCAACUCCUAUUCGUAGCCUUCUUGAUUCACAAACUCCCACUCCCAAAUCUACAGGCAGCAGCUCUGCAUAUCACAGCUUUGUAGAGGCCACAGCUUUGUCCCUUUACCCAAAUACCCCAUUUACCAACCAUGAGUCCCUCCCUACAUUGCACGAAUCAUUUUUUAACUUCGCAAGAACAUACCCACAAUACCAUCAGACUGAUCGGGCUGAUCAAAUCAGAGGCCAAGAAUAUUACCACCUCACCAUCUACAAUCGUGUAUGCCUCGAUUAUGUUGGCCACGGUCUCUUCUCACAUGCUCAGCAGCGGAGUCACUCUCCAGAAGCUCCAGUUGCUGUUUCAUCAUCAUCUCCUCUUCCAUCCCCACACUUUCAUGAAGUGCCCUUCUUUGAUAUAUCCUACAAGUCAGUAAACUUGAAUUCCCAAAUAAUCUACGGUGACCAAGAAUCAGAACUGGAAACCAAGAUCCGAUUGAGAAUCAUGGCCUUCAUGAAUAUCUCUCAAGUUGAUUACAACCUGGUACUCACUGCCAACCAGUCAUCUGCUUUCAAAAUUCUAGCAGAUUGUUAUCCUUUUCAGAAUAACCGAAAUCUUCUUACGGUUUAUGAUUACCAGAGCGAAGCAGUGGAAAUGAUGACUAAAAGCUCCAAAAAUAGAGGAGCACAAGUCAUGUCAGCUGAGUUCUCAUGGCCCAACCUGAGCAUCCAAUCUGGAAAAUUGAGAAAGAUGCUAAAGACUAAAAGGAAGAAUAGGAGGAGGGGACUGUUUGCUUUUCCCCUUCAGUCAAGGAUGACUGGAUCACGCUACUCAUAUCAGUGGAUGAGCAUUGCACAAGAAAAUGGAUGGCAUGUCUUGCUUGAUGCAUGUGCGUUGGGGCCGAAGGAUAUGGACACCUUAGGCCUCUCCCUUUUUAAGCCUGACUUUCUCAUUUGCUCCUUUUACAAAGUUUUUGGGGAAAACCCAUCUGGGUUCGGUUGCUUAUUUAUCAAGAAAUCCAGUGCUUCAGUGCUAAAGGAUUCAGGCAAUGUUACAAGAAUAGGAGUUGUGGGACUUGUUCAAGCAUCAAGGACACCUGAAUUCACUGGAGAUCAGGCAAUUACAGAGAUGGAAAUUGAUCAAAAAAUGAGGUCCGAAUCGUGGAACGAUGACUUAGUUGUACCACACUCGAUCUCUGUUCCAUUAUGUGUUCAGCAGGAAAGUCGUGAAACUUCUAAAUCGUACGAAACUGAAGGAGUCUCUCUAAAGCAGAAGGCAGUAUUACUCUCUGAAAUAGUGGAACUAGAGACACCCAUUGAAUCUGCUGGAUCAAAAUACAAAGAAGGCAGUGUAAAUGGGAGCUCAGAUAUUGAAUGUAGAGGCUUGGAUCAUGCUGAUUCACUGGGCCUUAUCCUAAUCAGUAGCAGACAUAGGUACCUGAUCAAUUGGUUGGUAAAUGCAUUGAUGAGUCUCCAACAUCCACAUUCAGAAAAUGGGCAUCCUUUGGUCAGAAUCUAUGGACCAAAGGUUAGUUUUAACCGAGGACCUGCCGUGGCAUUCAAUGUGUUUGACUGGAAAGGAGAACAGAUUGAUCCCACCCUUGUACAGAAGCUCGCUGACCGAAACAAUAUUUCACUAAGUUAUGGGUUUUUGCAGCAGGUCUGGUUAUCAGACAAGCAUGAAGAAGAGAGGGCGAAAGCAUUACAGACAAGAAGAAUUGAACCUGAAGGAAGGGUCUUAAAUAAGAAGCCUGACAAAUAUCAUCCUCAAACAGUACCAGUGGUCACGGCAGCACUUGGUUUGUUCACAAACUUCGAAGACAUAUACAGGCUUUGGGCAUUUGUUUCGCAGUUCUUGGAUGCAGACUUUGUGGAGAAAGAGAGAUGGAGAUACACGGCUCUUAAUCAAGAGAGAUUCGAAGUUUGAAGGUUUCGUUCUUUCACAUAGUGCAAAUUAUUUAAUUCUUGUGUACUAGAGAAAUGUCGGCAUAUAUAAAGUCGCACUGGAGUGGCACUGCCAUAACUUUGGGGUCAUUUCUCAAAAAUUUCAAUCCAGAGUCACAUAGUGCAAGAAUUAUGUUGGCUAUACAUUCCUAGUUUGAUAAGAACAACACUACAAUCGACGUGUAAAGCACGAAGUAUUGACGAGUUUCCUCAUAAACUCACACCAAUAGGGAAAGAAGGCAUAACUGCGUACCAAUCCUGAAGGAAAGUCAUCUUAAGAGAUCAGUAGGAGAUUAGGAGUGUUGCAGAUAAAAAACAAAUGCACUUGAUUUCUCUCAUCUGGCAUCUAGUUGCAAAAUGGUCCUAUCAACGAUUUCUCACAAAAUUAUUCAUCCAAUGUUAUAUUU